Molecule: messenger RNA, 1014 nt
Organism: Beta vulgaris subsp. vulgaris (sugar beet)
Lineage: Eukaryota; Viridiplantae; Streptophyta; Magnoliopsida; Caryophyllales; Amaranthaceae
Exons: 3
Coding region: 1-1014 (337 amino acids)
Molecular function (GO): zinc ion binding
Source: RefSeq, a predicted model, not a curated record
AUGGGGAAGGAUGGACUGUCAUUUCAGACCAGCAAAAGGUUAUGGCCUCAAAUUGAGCAUAGACAAUGUGCUCGACACAUCUUCUCAAAUUGGAGGAAAAAACACAAGGGAAAGGAGUUGGAAAAACAAUUUUGGAAGUGUGUGAAGGCUACCAGCAUUGGUGAGUAUGAGACUCACAUUGCUAAGCUUAAAGCAAUGUCUGAACAAGCACACAUUGAUUUUGAAAAAAGGAACACUGACACUUUUUGCAAGUCCAAAUUCAAAACUCAUUCCUGUUGUGAUGUGGUGGAUAAUAAUAUGGCUGAAACCUUUAACAGUUUCAUAUUGCUAGCUAGGUAUAAGCCCAUAGUUAGUAUGCUUGAGGAUAUUAGACUAGCUUUGAUGGAAAGGAUGAAGAAUAAGAAGAAAUUGGUUAAUGGCUUUGUUGCUGGCAUUGCACCUAGGAUUAGCCACAGGUUAGAAGAGUCAUAUGCAGAGCAGAGGAACUGCGAAUGUAGAUGGAACGGGGAGGACUCACAAACCGGCUUUGAGGUUAUACAUUAUGGGAUUAGCCAUGCGGUUGACCUUAGAAAGAGGACUUGUAGUUGCAGAUCAUGGGACCUAACAGGUGUGCCUUGUGCACAUGCUAUGAGUGCUAUUCUAUAUAUGAGGCAUCAGCCAGAGAACUAUAUUGCACAUUGGUACACAAGGACCGCAUAUGAGAAGACAUAUCAUCAAAUGCUACAACCAGUUCCUGGAAGCACAUUUUGGGAUCAUGAGGGUGAAGGCUUGGUUCUACCCCCAGAUUUGGUGAGUAAGGGCCCAGGAAAAAAGAAGACAGCUAGAAGAAAGGAUGCAGAUGAGCCUACUAAGGGCAAGAUAAAAUACAAUAGAAAAGGAAUUCAAACAAGAUGUUCAAAUUGUGGUGUACUUGGACAUUCAAAGAAGACAUGUAAAUCGUCCCCGCAACAACAGAACACAAAGAAGCAUCAACUUGGGCAAGAGGAAGGAAAAAGGGUAGCAAAAACAGGGUAG